AGCUGCCCAGUGUCCACGAUGACUCGGUACGCGCCUCAUUGAGGCUCUUUUUUUUCAUUUCUUUCAUUCAGAUUUUGGGAUUUAAUAAGUGAUCGUGAAUGGCAGUGGAAAGUGUAAUGAGUGUUUCUUGUGGAUCAUUUUGAGUUUUGUGUUUUUCGAUGGAUUUAUACGUCGAUGAUCUAUCGUUUCACCGAGAUACUUAUAGAAUUUUUUAUCAUCACUGAAAUCAGGUGUCUCGUUUGUGAUUUUUCUAGAUUUUGUGUUCUUUAUUCGAUUUUGAUAUUAUUGAUCUCUUAUUUUCUGGGAACACCUGUACUAGUUUUCACGAUGUCUUCUCUGUGAUCUUUUGUGCCUGUGACUGUUCUGUCGCGAUAAAUUGGAAAUUGAUCUUCCAUAGAUCUAAUAUGUGAAUUAAAAAUUUGUGAUGAAAAUGAUGCAUACAUUAGUGUGUAUUAAAGUGAUCAAUAUAUUUAAUGAGACCAAGGCUCUAUGGAACAUCUUUGUUUCUAAAGAUAAACAUCAUCAAAGAGCAACACUCUAUAUCAACCCAUGAACGUGCUACCAAGUUUCGUUUCAAACCUCUCAGAAUUCAGGAGGUUUUCUAAAAAAUGACACAAAAAACAGUGCUAAAUCCCUGAAGAGAAAAAGAAGGAAUUGCAAAGGUUCGACGAAUGAUCCUGAAUCAGGAUGGUGAUCGCGAGCGAAUCAGCCGUCGGGACAGUAUCCGGCACGUGCAGCAAACUAAGAAGGUCUCGUAGACUAUCGUCGACCCGUGGUUUACGGGUCAGGACAAGCACAAACACAAGCGACCAAACGAUUCCACGGCAAGAUCUCAAUCAGAAGCUCGGUUUGUGUCCCAUAGUUAGUGGAAACGUGGCCGGUACAAAGGCUCGUCCAACGAUCAAUUGGGAAUUGAACGAGAGAGUCAGCCUGAGCAGCGGUUCAAGCGCCGGUCUUCAGGUUCGUCCAGACGCGAAGAAAGGGAUCGAGCUGAGCGGAAAUCGAAAGAAACCGGAUAUCGAAGUUAACAAACGAUCUACCAACGAUAGAACAAGUUUAGAACUGAUGAACGUAUCCGGUUAUCAGCAGGAAGAAAAGAAACGAAAGGACUCUUCAUGGUCCAUCGAGAUCGACUCCCUCGAACGUCCAAACGACGAGAACGUGAUUAAAAGCGAUUCUAAAUAUGAAAUCGGUACUCCAAGCGAAGGAUCCGCAUCCAGGAAAUUAACGAAACAAAGACGUCAACUUACCGGUUCGACCAAGACCCGGAAGAACGAGGAAGAAUGCGUGAAGAAGGUUGACAAGACGAACGAUUCCAUUACCAAGAGACUCGAAUUAAUCCACGAAUUGAAUCAAAAGAUCCUGGCUAACUACGAACGCUUCCAACAAAAAUCAAAAUCCAGGAAUCACUCGAAGGACGGUCAGAAUAAGAAUCCGAAGGAGCAACCUGGAAGAAGUCGAGCGAUUUUGAACGAUGGAAAAGAAGCUCGGAAGGAAGAACACGUUUACGUCGAAGCUCGACGUAAGAAUAAAACGAAGAUGGAUAACAAGGAUGAUACGUGUAAGGAUUCGUUGAGACAACGCAAGACGGACGUCAACAAGUUCACAUUCUCAAAAGAUCAUUGCGAGAAACUGACGUCGUCGAAGGAUCAAACCGACUCCGAUAAGAGACGAUCGACGAAGGCUGUGUCGAAGUCGAGGAUACUUCGCGAUAACGAGAACUUCAUCAUGACCAGCAGACCAGGUUUCUACGAUCAGGAGGAUAAAGAGAGGAGAUCGGCUUCGAGGACUGAAUACAGAUGGAAGAAAACCGAGGGAAAGAAAAGUUCCAAGUCGGUUUUUUACUCGAACGUGGAGGACACGAAGAAUCACGUAGACGAGACGAUCAACGAGGACACCGAUUGUCUAGGGAGCUCGAGAUUCUACCCGGAGAACUAUGGCGAUCGCUUUAACGAAGCGAGAACCGACCAACCGAAGCAAGAGGAAACGGAAACUCGUGACGCAAAUGGAAUCGAUGAGAAUAAAGAUCGAUCCGUGAAGGAGAUUCGGAUCGAUCGUGUUACCUUGGAGGAGGAAAUUCUGGAGAAUCUUGACGAGACUAUCGGUAGCUUCGACAACGAGAAAUCGGGCAAAGUUGAGGAAAAGAUCGACGAGACGAAGGUUCACGGUUUCAAUUGCGAUUCAAACGAAAGUAGUAACAGUACAAUUUUGGAAUUGACCAGUCCGAAAGUAAGCAGGCUUCAAGAAACGUUCAAUUCCUCGUGGGAUUCCGGAGUCGGCGUCGAUGUCGGCACCGGAAGUGGAUGGGUUAGAAUCCACACGGGUAUCGAGAGCAGCCUCGUCUAUCUUACUCUGGAUACCACUGCUAAAGAUGUCUGCAGGGAUAUGCUGCUCGGCGACGACCUGUCUCUGUUUAUUCAGUACGGAGGCGAGUCUGGAAGGAGAUUGGCUUCGGAGGAGAAGCCGCUGGAGAUACAGGAUCAAUUUCUCCAAAAGCUUGGCUACCAGGACGUAUCCAGACGGUCUCGGCUCGGAGUCGAUCCUGAGUUACGACACCUCAUCGCUUUCCACGUGGGACCCGCAUCACCCUUGCCAGAACUAACAGGGUACAGUCGUUGUGGGUACACCCUGGUACUGAAAGGGUUGGUUUUUCCCCAAUGGAAGAGAAGAGUCCUAGCUGUCAUUGGAUCCAGGCUGUUCCUUUAUCCGGCCUGUCCAGAAUCCCGACCCGAAUGGAUGGAGCUAGCCGGUGGUGGUGGUGCCGUGUGUUAUGCCCCGUCACGUCUUGGUAAACUCGUGCUGCGUAUCACUGGAUUUCCAAGGGUCACUCAACAGUGUCAUCAAAGUCAACAACAAGGGGACAGUCACCAUCGCGAGACGCGACACUUGUAUCUUGGCUUUCACCACCCGUGGGACAGGGACUUGUGGAAAAGUUGGAUUAAACAGGCUAUACAGUUGUCAUCCUGUCCAAAACAAUUGGAUCUGAGCAAUGGUGGUCUGUCAAGAGUUCCUGACAGUGCCAUAGCGUUUCCAGCUAUUGAAGAAUUGGUGUUAAGCCAGAAUCAACUUACAAACACGAACAACAAUCUGAUACUGUUACACCGGUUCCCGAAACUUCGUGCACUUCAUUUGGAGAGCAACGAGUUGAUGAAAAUUCCACGAGAGUUACUGGAGCUUAGGGAGUUAACCUACCUCAAUCUCUCAGACAACAAAAUUGAGAAGAUUCCCGCUGACAUAAGCCAGCUUAUCAACCUGAGAGAGCUAAUCUUGGAUCGUAAUGGAAUCAAAGAGUUGCCGCACGAGCUCGGCAAGCUGAAGAACUUGAGAAACAUUUCCUUGGCUGGAAAUUGCCUGAACGAUCUUCCAUCUUCCUUCAACAUGCGAACUCUUGCGCUAACGGAUGUCUUGUCAAAGAGUGAGCACAGUAAAGUAUACAGAGAUGAAAAAAACAAUCAGAAUAAUUUAUACAAAGUCAACCUAAGGAAUAAUCAAUUGAAAGGGAACAUAAUUCUUGGGAAUUACGGAAAUUUAACGCAUCUAGACGUGAGUGAAAAUAGCAUUGAGAAAUUGGACAUCAGUGCUCUUCAAGAAUUAAGAAGCGUUCGUUGCGCGCGAAAUCUUUUAACAGAACUUACGGUCUGCGGGAGAAAUCUUAUUUCUCUUAUUGCUGGAAAUAAUAAACUGAAAAAAUUAACUAUCGAACCGGUACCGGUGAAUCUUGAACAUUUGGAUGUAUCUUAUAAUAAUUUAGAUGCACUUCCGGAAUGGACACCGGAUCUACCCGUGUUGCGUGCACUUUUUGCAUCCCACAAUACAUUAACAGCCCUUCCAGACAGGCUGCUAACACAGCCAUCGAGACUGGAGGUUCUUCACUUACCUCACAAUAGGCUGCAGGCUCUUCCACCACCCCGGAAACCAUUAAACAUCGUUCACUUGACUCUGCAAGACAAUGCACUGACAGUGUUACCGAUGAGUUUCUUCGUCAACACUGAAAAGAUGAAGGUCCUGAACCUCUCCAAUAAUCGGCUAUCAGAACUUCCUCACUUGGGAGAGGGGAACAAAGGUCGACCCAGUAAUCACAGUUUGGAAAAGUUGUAUUUGACGGCGAAUUGUUUAACGGACACUGCCUUGGAUACUUUGGCGAAAUUGAACUCCUUGCGAGUUCUUCAUAUAGCUUACAACACCCUGGAUACUCUUCCAGAAAGUUGUAUAGCUUCGUGGAGAGACCUGGAAGAAUUAGUGCUAUCUGGUAACCGUCUUCAAUAUCUACCGGAUAACGUGGCUAAUUUACGACACUUACGAGUGCUGCGUGUCCAUUCCAAUCGACUUCUAACUUGUCCGACAUUCAAUAAAACAGCAUCGUUGAAGGUACUAGAUUUAGCCCAUAAUCAACUGGACAGAGUAAAUCUGGCCACCCUGGUACCGCCACAGCUUCAAUUUCUUGAUAUAUCCUGCAAUUCGAGACUCCACGUGGAUCCCAGACAAUUCCAAGUGUAUAGAUCUCAACGACCGAUAUCCUUAGUCGAUGUGUCAGGACAAAAUAGACCGAGCUUACCCUCUCACCCCCAUCAGCAAGAGAUUGUUUCCGCUGAGAAGGGUACCGAUCAACCGUGGAGACUGGGAUUCUCUGAAACAGCAGGAUCCAGAGAAAGAUUAUACGUUUCACAAGUUAGAAUGCCAUCGUUCUGCAACGUGGAAGGUCUUUUCGGUAUAUUCGACGGUGGCUCGAACCAGGAAGCACCCAACGCUCUUCAAGAAAUGAUACCUCGUCUCCUACUAGAAGAAAGAACCGUCAGGGAAACAUCGAAAGAAUAUUUAAAAUACACGUUGCUCUCAGCUCACAGGGAGCUGAAGGAAAAGGGUCAAAAGUAUGGAAUCGAUGCAACGUUGGUGCACAUUGUCAAAAUUCAAUCUCAACAGGGUUAUCCAAAACCAGCGACAAAGUAUUCUUUGAAAGUAGCUUCUUCGGGGGAUGCGAAAGCAGUUCUCUGCAGAGCUGCUGGCCCUUUAACCCUAGCGCCAGCCAAAAAGUUUCCUGUAAGAAAUCAAUUAGGGAACGCUGCUAUGUUCCCCAUGGUAGUUCCCGAUCCAACCUUCGAGGAGGUGGACCUUGAAGACGACGAUGAAUUCGUGGUAAUUGCUAAUAGAAGACUGUGGGAGGUGUUGAGCAUUCAGGAAGCUGUACGAGAAGCCAGGGCCGAAGCGAGUCCUGUAUUGGCUGCUAAAAGGCUCCAGGAUUUAGCGCAGGCUUAUGGCGCAGAGGAUAAUUUGAGCGUUAUAGUCGUACGAUUAACUGGUCCUAAUCAAGGCGAUUUAGAUCAACUUAUGAGGGAAUUGAGGCAUGCCGUUGGGAAAAACAGAGGUCAGACCGAGGGAGGAUGUCCUUGUCCUUGUUGCAUGCCACCGGCUGCUCAUAAACCACCGGGACCUUGCUGUUGUCACGCGAGCGAGGGCUAUUAUUUAAAUGGCGUGCUGAAGAGCAUAGUGAACAGAUCAAAUAAAGCUCACAAUGGAUCCAAUAGAUACUUUAAAAAUAGGAGAUCCACCCAAGAGAAUGAAAGUCCACCGUAUAAAGACGACAGAAGUUCACCUAGUGGUCAGUCCGAUCAAGCCAGCGAUAGCACCUUCAAAUCCAGGCAUCCUUCCGGCAGAGUGUGGUCCGGAAGCGCAGCCUCCAGGGCCACGAACAAAGCUCGUCAAAGUGUUUUCGUCAAUGAAAACGGUACUAGAAAGGUAUCAACGUGUGUAACAGCCCAAGAGGAUACCAUGUCUGAGAGAUCAGGUGCGCUAAGCGAGGAACAGUUCCGUUGUUGGGAAUACAUGCUCGAACAGAACACUCAAUUGUUAUUCGACAAGGAAUUGGACACUCUAACGAGAACCCCUUUACGACGUGGACAAUCGAGAUCCACGCCUCAAUUAGGAAGCAAUUUGCCUUUUCUAUCGAAGAGAUUCGGAAGUGCCAGGUCUUUUAAUCCUUCCCUACCGAGGGCACCGAUUGUACGAUUUGGUAGCGGAAGGAGAUUACUGAACGGGGGACCAAAUGCGGCUUAUUUCGGUAGCUUGCAGAGGCUAAUGCCGUACAAUCUCGAAUACGAUUUCGCUGUCAUUCAGGAAAGAAACGGAUUAGACUCUUUGGAACAGGAUGCGACAAGGAUGCAGCAAUACUGGGGGGUCGCUACGACUGAAUUGUGAUGUACAAUAGAGUCUUGCACAAUCUACUGGAUUCUGAAAUUGUGAUAUGUCAAAAGGUGCGCGUUAUCAGUAUUAAUCGAUGAUGAGGAAAUGUCAAAUGGAUUUAAUUAGAAUGAAAGAACUGAUAAGGUGAGGCCAGUAGUGCAACUCUAAAGAAAUAUUAUUUUAAUCUUCUAUUUUUAUCAUGAUUAUAGAUUUUAUCUUCUACAUGGAGUCAAUGAGUAAAAUUGUUAUAUUUGUUUUGAAUCUUUGAAGUCGAGUAAUGAUUUCAUGUGGUGUGCUGAUCUUAUACAGUUAAUUAUUAGGAAAAUAUUUUUAUCAUGUUUAUUGAUAUAAACUUACUGAAAUUGUUUUGAAACUGCUGAAAGGAUCAUUUAAUUUCACAAACUGAACAAGUUAUCGUUACAGAUGAAUAUUUACAUACAGAUAUCACGUUGCUUCUUCACAACAUUGAACAGGGGAUUAAAAAUAUUUAUAAUCGCACUACGUCAUUGCCAAAUGUUUGCUUGUAAACUGUACUAAAAUGUCCUAAAUAUCAUAUGAUAAAAGAACAUUAAAAAGAAUUGAUUACCAUGCUUACACGUUGCAAACAGAGUUACUAUCAUAAAUCAUAAAUGUAAAUACUGGCUUUGAGAAGCAUAUAUAAUAUUGUACAUAAGCAUCAUGCAUUAAAGAGACUCGUAAUUUGAAGUAACUGAUCGAGAUGUAAUUAUCUACAUAGCAAGAUAAAUUAUGUAUCAAACGUUGCACGAGAUUAGUGGCUCGAUCUUACAAUACUCGUGUUCAGUACACGAUUACGCACUUCUAGGAAGUUGAAGAAAUCAUUUGAAAACAACUUCAAUGCGUCAUCUCUUCGUUCUCUUCCUAAACACGAGUCUUCGAUGAUGAAAUAUCAUUUAGAUAUCGAAUAGAAAAAUGCAUUUAUGCAUGAUAUUUAAUUUUAAGAAAUGAUUCUCUUCUAUAUUUUUGUACUGAAGAAAAAUAUGUAGCGACUUUUGUACCUGAAGCUACCAAAUAAACCAUCAAACAAGAAGAGACACUUUUGUCACGUUAAAAAUUCUUUUAAUUUAUAUGGUCAUACGUUGACCCGGAACUAGUACAUUUAGUUAUCCAACUUAUACAGUGAUAAAUAAUCUCUUCCACCCAGACAUCAUCCAAUUAUCACUGUUUUCUUGUCAUCUAAUGUGCUGUAUGGUGGCCUUGAUAAAUAUUAUCUUAUUUGUUGAACAGUAUUAAACUCUCUAUUUCUCUGAACUCUUAUUACUAAAUCAGGGAAACUGAUUAAAAUACGAUAGAAGAGACUUUCUUUUUCUGUUUAUUGAAUGUCGGAAACGUGUAUGACCUCCGUUUAAGAUAAACGGUAAACCUUGAUCAAGUAUAAGAACCUAAGCAAGAGCUUCAUCGAAUCUUGGUUAUUACAUUUUUAUCUCUGUGACAAUGUUAAAAAUAAAUCUACUCGACAUUUUAUGUAACUUGAUCAAAUUUCACGUGAUUCUAAAUUGAUUUAUACUAUAUAUGCACCGAUAAUGUUCUGCUUAGUGUAUUCUAUUAAUAAUGUAAGAUAUGAAAUUGAAAGGUGGAAAUUUAUAAUUACCAGUUAUGUUAAAAUCUCAUCGCAUACUUUAUUAAUUAUAUAAUUAUACAAUAACAGGUUUAUACAACGAGUAAAGUUAGUAUAUGUACUUAUUUGUGCCACACCCCCGUGCUGAUAAAACGUUCAGCCAAUAUUUUUGGAUUGUUGAGUAAUUAAAUAGAUAGAAGCAGAAUCUCGAGUACUCGUGUUAUCAACGAAUACACACUGGCAACAUCUGGUGAUCGCAAAUAAUAAUCGCGUUUAGGUUGUUGUAAAAGGCUGAUAUAAAUUUCAGGAAGAUUGUAAUCUUGCUGUUGUACAGACAAUCGCACUUAUGAUUUUUAAUUAAACAAUCGCACGAACAUCUGGAUAUAAAAUUUGAAAUACAUUGUUAAUUGUUUUAAUAUUGAUCGGUGAAAUUGUUAUUGUUUUUUAGAUGGAAAAAUUCUGACGGUGAAACAAUUCCAAGAGGAAUAUGCGUAUGAUAAAUGACCAAGAGGACGUCCAUAAACACGUCAAAUAUAUUAUUUAUACGUCUGAUUAAAUGUCUGUUAAAUGACAUACGCCUCGUAUGUGCGUUGGUACAAUCAUUGAUUAAAAAGCAGAACACUUGAAUGUUGAACUUUGAUGAUAAUUAUACUGAUAAAGAUCAAAAUUCAAUUGCAACGUACUCGAAUUUUGUAAAUACUUCAAUAGAUCUGUGAUCUAAUCGCCAGGUAUAUCGAUUCGUUUAAUACAUUUGUAAAAA
Messenger RNA from Osmia lignaria (orchard mason bee), 8513 nucleotides. RefSeq names its product PH domain leucine-rich repeat protein phosphatase (gene Phlpp). Gene Ontology annotation, molecular function: protein binding. Gene Ontology annotation, cellular component: cytoplasm. NCBI's taxonomy places the organism in Eukaryota, Metazoa, Arthropoda, Insecta, Hymenoptera, Megachilidae. The record is from RefSeq and is a predicted model, not a curated record.